Molecule: messenger RNA, 1238 nt
Organism: Aspergillus ruber CBS 135680
Lineage: Eukaryota; Fungi; Ascomycota; Eurotiomycetes; Eurotiales; Aspergillaceae
Product: palmitoyl-protein thioesterase family protein
Exons: 1
Coding region: 79-1080 (333 amino acids)
Cellular component (GO): lysosome
Molecular function (GO): thiolester hydrolase activity; palmitoyl hydrolase activity
Source: RefSeq, a predicted model, not a curated record
CACCUCUCCUCCCAUCACCAUUCAUCUCACUUUCCAACACUAAACCAUCAACCUACGAGUACACCAGCACCAGCAACCAUGUACUCCCUCUCCCUUCUCCUCCUUCCCCUUCUAACAGCCUCAACGGCUCUCCCACACCCACCUCCCCAAACCAACUCCCCCGACCUCACCCCCCUCCCCCUCAUAAUCUGGCACGGCCUAGGUGACAGCUACCAAAGCACCGGCCUGUCCGAAAUCGCCUCCCUCGCCGCCUCUACAAACCCCGAUACUUACAUUCACAUAAUUCAUCUCUCGGACUCCAGCACAGGCGACCGCCAAGCCUCUUUCCUCGGCAACGUGACCGAGCAAGUCGAUGCCGUCUGCGAACAACUAGCCUCUGAGCCAAUCGUUGGUACUGCGCCGGCGAUUAACGCGUUGGGAUUCUCGCAGGGAGGGCAGUUUCUGCGCGCGUAUGUGGAGCGGUGUAAUAAUCCGCCUGUGCGGAAUUUGGUCACCGUGGGGAGCCAGCAUAAUGGGAUCUCGGAGUUCCAGGAGUGUAUGUCGAUGGAUUUGAUAUGUAAGGGUGCAGAGGCGCUGUUGCAUGCUGGUGUGUGGUCAGAUUUCGUGCAGGGGCGGUUCGUGCCUGCGCAGUACUUCCGGGAUCCGAAGGAUGAGGAGUCUCUAUCUGAAUAUCUGGAGAGCAGCAAUUUCCUCGCUGAUAUUAACAACGAGCGCGAAGAUUCGCGGAAUGAGACGUAUAAGGAUAAUAUGAAGAGGUUGAAUAAAUUCGCGAUGAUCAUGUUUGAGGAUGAUAGCAUUGCGCAUCCGAAGGAGAGUGCGUGGUUUGCGGAGGUGAAUGAGACGACUGGGGAGGUGACACCGUUGAAGGAGAGGGAUAUUUAUAAGGAAGAUUGGCUUGGAUUGAAAGAGUUGGAUAAGCAGGGGAAGUUGCAGUUUUUGGCGCUGCCGGGGGAUCAUUUGCAAAUGGAUGAUGAGCAAUUGGUGACGCUGUUUAAGGACUACUUUGGGCCUGUGGAGGUGGAUCUGCCUGAUAUGUUGCCUGCGAAGGGUGCUGAGAAGGUGCUUGUUCAGCAGUACUAAUUUGUUCCAUUUGUUGACCUGGAUCAAGAUUGAUUGAUUGCUCUAGCUUUGAUUUACGUAUAGCAUAGCUUAAUACCCACGACACACGAUAAUCAGAUAAAUCCAUAUUAUUUACACUCAGCUGAGCUUGCAUUUACCUAAAUACAUUUAACUAUCAA